AUGAACAGAGAUCGGAGAAGGGACGGCGACGGUCUCACGGAGUUCAACGGACAUCAUCACAGCGGAGCGCCGAUGGGAGGAACUUGCCGGAAACAGAGCCUGUAUUUGGGUUGCUGUCUGCUGAGUCUUGUUCCCGUCGCUAGCGACGGAGACGAAGGGGUUCGAUGGCAGGCUUCGACGGAAACAGAGCAACGAGCCAAGAUCCAAUGA
This is a messenger RNA of Linum trigynum, 210 nucleotides long. Lineage: Eukaryota; Viridiplantae; Streptophyta; Magnoliopsida; Malpighiales; Linaceae. The record is from the annotation of a GenBank genome assembly.